AUGAGUCUGACCGAGGGCCUUAUCGUGCUUCCGGGCAGCGUGCUCUACGAGCGCUGCGGCCCCCGGCUCGUCGUACUGCUCGGCAGUGUGGUGGCCAGCGGAGCCACCGCGCUGACGAGUGUCUCCGUCAAAACGUCCCUGAUGUGGGUGAUCAUGACGUACGGCGUGAUGAACGGCGUGGGAAUGGGACUGGUGUACACCGUGCCGUUGCUGGUCGGCUGCAAGUGGUUCCCAAACAGCAAGGGCAGGGUGAGCGGAAUAUUGACCGCCGGCUUCGGUCUCAGUGGCAUGGUCUUCACCGCCAUACAGACCAGCUUCAUCAACCCUGAUAAUGUGUCUACGGAGGAGGACGGCUUCUUCCGCGAUGCGGCGCUGCUGGAUCGCGUUCCGAAGGUGUUUCUGCUGCAGUUUGCCUUCGAUAUAGUUGCAUCCCUGUGGAAGGCCUUUGGCCAAACCUUCAUCAAAGACGAUCGCUUCCUCGAGCUUGUUGGUUCGGGUUCCUCCAUCUGCAAAAUGCUGGGUAGCAUAACGACAGCGUAG
This is a messenger RNA of Pollicipes pollicipes, 540 nucleotides long. Its product is annotated as L-lactate transporter-like. Gene Ontology annotation, molecular function: transmembrane transporter activity. Lineage: Eukaryota; Metazoa; Arthropoda; Thecostraca; Pollicipedomorpha; Pollicipedidae. Gene Ontology annotation, biological process: transmembrane transport. The transcript is spliced from 3 exons. The record is from RefSeq and is a predicted model, not a curated record. Bases 1 to 540 code for a protein of 179 amino acids.